Molecule: messenger RNA, 1200 nt
Organism: Mesorhabditis belari
Lineage: Eukaryota; Metazoa; Nematoda; Chromadorea; Rhabditida; Rhabditidae
Source: the annotation of a GenBank genome assembly
AUGACCAAUGAAAACGUGGCUGUCACAAAUUUUCGUCAAUAUUUGCGCAUCCGCUCUGUCCCUCCAGAGCCCGAUUAUGAAGGAUGUGUCUCCUUUCUCUCUGGUUUAGCCGAUGAGCUUCGCAUUGAAAAACAUCGUUAUGAACCAGUGAAAGGAUUUCCGUGUUUGGUGCUGACAAUUCCAGGGACAAGCCCCAAUCUUCCGUCAAUCAUGUUCUAUUCUCAUAUGGAUGUGGUACCGGUUUUUGAGGAACACUGGAAACACGAUCCAUUCUCUGCAGUCAAAGAAGAGAAUGGGGAUAUUUAUGGAAGAGGCACACAAGAUAUGAAAUGCGUGGGAAUUCAGUACAUUGAGGCGCUACGGAAACUCUUCGAAGAUGGAAAAAAGCAAUUCCUUCGAACAAUUCAUCUCAUCUAUGGAGCUGACGAGGAAAUGGGUGGAUACAAAGGAAUGGCUGAAUUCACGAAAACCAAAGAUUUUGAGGAGUUGAAUGUCGGUUGGAUAAUGGACGAAGGAUUGGCGUCACCAAAUGAGACAUAUCAAGUCUAUUAUGGCGAGCGAAAUCCUUGGUGGGGCCGAGUGACCUUUGUUGGAAAUCCGGGUCAUGUUAUGGAGUUCAUUGAAAACACCGCUAUGGAAAAAUUGAAUCACUUCUUGAACAGCGCUCUCGCCUAUCGCGCAAAAUGGAAGAAAACCCUUGAAUCGGAUCCAAACUUGAAACUCGGAGAUGUUCCAACGAUAAAUCUUCCAAUUGUCAAGGGAGGAGUGCAAGCAAAUGUGAUUCCCGAUAAAUUUGUAUUGGAAUUUUCAAUCCGCGUCCCACCAACAAUGCAUUUUGAUUCAAUCAAGAAUGAAAUCGAGGGAUGGGUGGAGGCAGCUGGAAGAGAUGUCCAUUUGGAAUGGGUUGCUAGGCCUUGUGUAAGCAAUAUCACCGAGACGACCAACGAGAAUCCAUUUUGGGUGGCUUUUGAGAAAACAUUGACUCAAGAAGGCUGUAAAAUAAACAAAGCCAUUUUUCCGGGAUCGACCGAUUCAAAACACGUUCGACAAAAAGGCUACAAAUCGCUCGGGUUUUCUCCGAUGAACAAUACUCCAGUGUUGCUUCAUGAUCACAAUGAGUUUUUGAAUGAAAAGGUAUUUCUCCGAGGUGUCGAGAUCUACGAGAAACUCAUCGAAAAUCUCGCCAAUGUCUCAUUCCAA